AUGCCGAGCCUCUCUAUGCCGAGCCUCCCCAUGAUGCCGAGCCUUCAGGCGCCGAGUCCAAGAAAGCGAAGGCAAUGCGGCCCGGAGACGCCUCGGAAAACCCGCUCCGAGUCGCCUGCUGCUGCAAAUUCCACCGAUGCUUUCGCGGAUCCUAACAAUGCCGCUCCAAGAUUCUUUAGAUUUAUCCAAGAUCCUGCCGCAGAGGCUUCUGAGACUCCCGCAGACGGUGCCGCUUCCGCUUCUGCAGAUCUUAACCACGCGGUUCCAAAAUCUGGCAGGGAGGGGGAGGGGGGAAAUCCGCCAACCGAGCUUGCUACGAUUUUCUGCAACGACUGGCCUGCAUAUCGACAGGCAGAGACGCCUCGAACCUUUAGCACCACGGCUCAACGCGGCGCUAUCACCGCCGCGCAAUGCGGUGGCUCUACUGUUACUGGACCGGUUACGGAGCGCUCCCCUCGACCGCCGCGCCGCCGCGAAACCCGUCAGCCUCCGCUAACGCCGAGGGCUGCCACUCUCCCUUGGGGAAUGCGGUCGCCGCCAGCUCCGGCGGAAGCAGAUCCCGCUGACGAGUCCGCUGUUCUGCCACCCCGCUUGACAUUCUCCCCCGUCUCCUCCGCCUCCCCCGCCUGUUCCGCCUUCCCCGCUUCCCCCAAGCUGCUCGUAUUGCCGGAUUCCGCCUUCUUCCGUUCGCCGCGCAUCCCCGAAGCGCGUUUCGCCUCUCCCCGAACGCCCGCUCCUCUCGAGCCGCUUCAAAGCACUGCCCCGCGGCCUCCGGUCUUUCGUUCCGCGGCAUCUCCGCGGGCGUGUGACACUGCACCGACUACUCCCACGUGUCCGCCCCUCGUCGAGCCGCGACUGCCGCGAGCGCGCACGUGUGUCGUUCCCGCGGAUAGCGACGAAAGCGCGCUCGCCGCCUCCGCGGACGCGUCCGCCAUCCGCAGAGCAUCAUCCGCCUCGUGCUACUCCCCCGCGUCUGCAUGUGCGGCGAAUGUCGCCGUUGACCGCGUUGACCCGGUCAACGGCCACGUGUCAACAUGCGAGUGGGCUGAGGCUGCUGGCGUGGACACACUGGACAUUCCGCCAUGGGUUCGAGAGAAACUUUCCGCUUCCCGCGCGGAAGAGGCGCAGAAGAAUGAGUCGGCCGCGCUCACAAGACUUAGUCGCAUAGACCGCGAAACUAUGGCGGACGGCGAGAAGCGAGCGGGACGCGUCGAAUGCGACGGCGAGUGCGGCAAGGUGUGCAGCGGCGAGCGCGCGGAGAGUCGAAUCCGCGACAGGGGCGCGGAGGGCGAGAAGCCGAGCCUGUGGGACAUCAUGCAGUGGGAAUCCGAUAUGAUCGCGUCCGCCUGCUCGACUGCCGCUGCUAAAUCUCCCCGACAGCCGUUUAUCAAGCGGUACCGCUCCGCGUCUGCUCUUCCCACCACUCCGCCUCCCACGCCGUCCGCGUCGAAAGCGUCGCUGACGGUCCAGAUUUGCGACGAUGCGAGCGCCAACGGCGGAGAUCUGUCGUUUUUCGAGGAGCUGCUGCUGGAGUUCGGCGCGGGUGAGGGGGAAGAGGCGGGCGGAGAAGCGGGCGGAGAGAUGGAGGAAGAACGGGGAUGGGAGGAAGAAAUGUGCAUUCCGGCGGAAGAAAAAGCUCAGUUCGAGGAGGUUCCGCCGGUUGUGCCGGAGGUGGAUGACAAGUGUGGUAGUUAUUCGGUGAAAAUGGAAAAUAACGGGAAAGCUGACGGCGGGGAGGGGUUAAUGAAUAACGCGGAAUGCAUUUUUGAGCGGAUUCAGGAAAUGGAGGACGAGGGUGCGGAGAUGGGGCGUGAAAGGGCGAGGAUGGCGGAAGAUGGGGCAGAAAUGGCGGCCGAUGAGGGGGGGACGCCGCACGAUGAGGGGGAGAUGGCGGAUGAAGGGGGUUGGAUGGCGGACGAGGCGGAAAUUCAAACCAAUAAGCUUUCGCAUGAUCAGCCUGCUGCUGUCAGCGAUCUGCUUAGCAGUGUUCAGCUGGAGCGGAAACACGGGGAAGUGGGGGAGGCAGAAGCGGAGCAGCAGAACGCGCCGCAGUAUGGCUCACCGUUCCGUUCCGCGCAUGGUUCCCCGAGUGCCCCUGCUGGCGGAUUCGCGCAGAUGUGGUCAGAAGCAUGGGCGGAUGUCGCGGAUGCGGAAAUACCAGGGCUGACGGGGAACUGCAUGUUCCGGCCGUAA
Molecule: messenger RNA, 2193 nt
Organism: Closterium sp. Yama58-4
Lineage: Eukaryota; Viridiplantae; Streptophyta; Zygnematophyceae; Desmidiales; Closteriaceae
Source: the annotation of a GenBank genome assembly